AUGUCUGCAAGCAUAAGCACCUAUGACCUCGCUGUCCCAAUUCUAGUGAGAAACCUGGAGCUGCUCAACACCAUCAUCGACAAGGCAAUCAAACAUGCAGAAGAAAAGGGCAAAGAUCCGGAAUCAUUCCUCGAAGCACAUAUCAUCGAUGACAUGCUGCCGCUCUCCUUCCAACUCCAAACCUGCAACCGCACAGCCCAAGGCAUGCUCCCCCUCAUAACCAGCCCCGCCAUCGAAGCCGAUAAAGACCACAAAGAUAACAUCGAAGAACCCAAAACUCUCGCCGAACACAAGACUCGAAUCAACUACACGAUCUCCCUUCGGCGAUCUCUCAAGAAAGAAGACUUCGUCGAAGCUUCCACCGAAACCCGCCUCCCCGUCCCACCUUCGUACCAGUCCUCCUUUCCCGGAGCAUCGAAAGGCUACGUUAAGUUCACAGCUUUAUCAUAUUUGCAGAAAUAUGUCUUACCGACGUUCUUCUUUCAUAUGGUUACUGCUUAUGAUAUUUUGAGGAAGGAAGGGGUGCCGGUUGGGAAGUUUGAUUUUUUGGGAGCGGAGGAUUUUGAGGGGUGGGAGAUGUAG
Messenger RNA from Cercospora beticola, 582 nucleotides. RefSeq names its product DUF1993 domain-containing protein. Lineage: Eukaryota; Fungi; Ascomycota; Dothideomycetes; Mycosphaerellales; Mycosphaerellaceae. The record is from RefSeq and is a predicted model, not a curated record.